This is a messenger RNA of Fusarium tjaetaba, 1098 nucleotides long. Its product is annotated as TOXD. The coding region runs from base 1 to 1098 and encodes 365 amino acids. NCBI's taxonomy places the organism in Eukaryota, Fungi, Ascomycota, Sordariomycetes, Hypocreales, Nectriaceae. The transcript has a single exon. The record is from RefSeq and is a predicted model, not a curated record. Gene Ontology annotation, molecular function: oxidoreductase activity, acting on NAD(P)H.
AUGACUACCAUGAAAGCUCUCGUCUCGAACCGCAGCAUCAUCACACGACUUAUCAACGCGACGCGCUCUAAAGCCAUUGGCGGCCAGGGCGGUCGCGUCCAAGACGAUAUCCCCAUCCCCAGCAUCACCCCCAACGAAAUCCUCGUCAAAGUCAAAGCUGUAGCCCUCAACCCGACAGACUUUAAACAUCUCGACAUCAUCUCUCCCCCCAAUUCGAUCAUCGGAUGCGAUUACGCAGGUGUUGUUCAUCAAGUAGGAGACUCUGUCAAGGAUAAAUGGAAGAUUGGCGAUCGUGUUGCUGGCGCUGUGCAUGGCGGGUUGUAUCCUGACAAGGGUGCAUUCGCAGAGUAUUUGAAGAUCGAUGCGGAUCUGGCGUGGAAAGUACCUGAGCACAUCAGCGAUACUGAGGCAACGACAUAUGGUGUCUCUGCUGUGACGGCCAUGCUGGUCCUCAACGUCCACCACGGGCUUCCGUUCCUUGACACGAAGCCUGUGUCUCCCAAUAACGAAGUCAUAUUCAUUUACGCCGGAUCGACCAGUGCAGGGCUAUAUCAUAUCCAACUCGCAAAAGCAGCUGGGUGCACAGUCGUCACGACUGCCUCCCCACGUUCAACCCAGCUUGUUAGGCAAUACGGGGCCGAUGCAGUAUUCGACUAUAAUUCACCCUCCGUCGCAGAAGAUAUUAUCAAAGAGUAUCCCAAGAUCACAAAAGCGGUGGACUGCUUCUCCGAGGGCAAGUCAACAUCCAUCUGCGCCGCUGUGCUCAAGCCCAGUGGCGGUAAGGUGGUAACCCUAUUACCCAACGGCAAGUCCAGUACUCCUGGCGUGACUUACGAUCUCGUCAUGUCGUAUACAGCUAUGGGCCACGCUUUUCAGUGGCUACCGCCAAUUGGACCCAAGUUCGAAGCCAGGCCACAGGACCGUGCGGCCCUUGUUCGCUUCUAUGAGACCCUACCUCGAAUUACACAUAUCUUGAAACCUAUCCCGACUAUUGAGCUGAAGAAUGGCUUUGAUGGUAUAUUUGAGGGGUUGGAUAAAUUGCGGGCGGGUCAGGUAGCGGGAGGCAAGGUGGUUGUCCGAUUUAAUGAAGGAGAGUAA